AAAAUCUAUGCCGUGUCACGUUGCCAUGGAGACCAUGUUUGUUUUCUUCCCCCACAAAGCACAACCUUCCCCCUCACACCAAGUGAAAGGUUGUGCUUUAAAGUUUGUAUAGAAGCGUUUAUGAAGGAAGACUGGGAACCAGUGUGGCUUGUCGAUGAGCAGACAGAGGUUUUCUAAGGCGGGUUAACAGCAGAGACCAGCUAACCUGCCUGUUCGCCCUGUUUACAGGCUCUCAGGGACGCCAGAAUGAGCUGCGCGGUGGCAAAGGGCCGUCUGCAGGUCCUCCAGAUCUACCGCCUGCUGCAGUGGAUCCACAAAGGAGAGAAGGAUGAGAUCCAGAAGAUGGUGAAGCUUGGGGUGAAGAACCUCAUCAACCUCACCGAGCCACAGGAAGGCCUGGGGGUGCUCCACCUGGCGGUUUCAGCCAACAAUAGCGACCUUGUUGAGUUUCUCCUCUCCCUUGGAGCACAUCCCGACGUCCAAGACAAGAUGGGCCGCACGCCCGCCAUGCUAGCUGCCGAGCUGGGGAAUGAGGACAUUUUAUCGCUGCUGUUCCAGAAACAGCCUGACAUGAAACUAGUGGACAUAAAGGGCAAAGGCGUGCUGUUCUACUGCAGCUACCCCACCACUCGCCACUCCCGCUGCCUAGAAAUGGCACUGAAGAACGGGGCCGAUCCCAACAACAUCUCUUGUAGCGGGGUUCACGUUCUUAGCAUGAUGUGUGAGAAAGCCCAUGAGUGCACCCCCUUGUGCCUCACCCUGCUGGAUGAAGGUGCAGACCCCAACGCGGCAAAUGAGACAAAGGGUGUGACGGCGCUAAUGGAGGCUGCCAAGACGGGCUCCCUGCCAGUUGUUCAGCAAAUCCUCAGGAGAGGUGGAAACCCGAACACCCUGGACCAAAACGGCUUCAACGCAGUACACUACGCCGCCCUGAGUGGCUGUUUUGAGGUAAUCAUGGUGCUGUCAGGAUUUGCAGCAGAUAUGAAUGUGAUUAACAUGGACAACUGUACGCCCUUACACUACGCCGCUGCCGCAGGCAAUGCCCUGUCCUGCAAGUUCCUUGCUCAGAGAGGUUGUAACCCCAAAGUGAAGAACAAGGAAGGUUUGCUGGCACGUCAGAUUGCCAAAGACUCUGGACUCAAGGCAGCGAUCAAGGAGCUGAAAAAAGCAGAAAGGGCAUUUGGGAAAAGCAAAAAACCCACUGGUGGCAGCAUGAUGUCAGAUCUCUGGRCCCUGACCCUUCACGAUUGGUCAAACGAGUACGAGGCUGAAUUAGUGGAAGCCUUCAAGGACCAAUUUGGCAAUGCUGACUUAGACACCUUCAUGUCCGUGUUAGAGGACCUGGGCGCUCCGGUUGAACCAGACCAACUCGAGAUGGUCUUCUCAGCACACAGCAAGAAGGGAGAGGGCCUGAUCAACGUGAAUGACUUCAUCAAAGGCACCAAGUACAUCAAGAAAGCCUUCCGUCUCACUGGGUACACAACUCAGAAGAAAAAGAAAGAAAAGGGGGCUAAGAAGAAGAAGAAGAAAGGCCCGUUUGUCCUCCCCAUACCCAUUUGCACCCUCGUGCCGGAGCUCAAGCCCCGACGGCCCGACGGCGGCCCGCCUUAUUUCAUGAUUGAGAAGUACCACAACUUGACAGACGUUCGCCGCUUUGACAACGAGCACCCGCCACUUCAUCCCAUAGUCAAUGACUCGUGGUGGUACAUAGAGAAGCCAAACAAAGUUUACAUCAACAUCAACUACUGUGUGAGGAACGGAGAUUUGGAGUCUCUGGACCUCGCCUUCAACGAUGGAGUACCUGUGGACGCUCAGGAUGAAUUUUACAAGACCCCGCUGAUGGAGGCAUGCAUCAGCGGCAACUGCGAGUUGGUCCAGUACCUUCUAGAAAAGGGGGCUGAAGUGAGCAUGUGUGACCAGUUCUUCUGGACGCCCCUCCACCACGCGGCCAACGGGGGGUACUUGGAAAUUGUGGAGCUUUUGGUGAAUGCCGGGGCCGACGUCAACGCAAAGGCCAUCAACGACGGCACGCCGCUCAUGAGAGCCAUCGAGAGCUCCAGCUUCUCAUGUGUGGAAUUCCUCAUCAACGCCGGGGCCAAAGUCUAUUCAGAGACUAAGAAAGGAGUAACCUGCCUUGAUAUGGCCAGACACUUUGGAGAAACCAGCAUAGAGAGCCUGGUUCAGGAAAAGGUGAACGCGCUGCCGGACCCCAAAAAAGCAAAACCUAAACCUGGUAAAAAGAAGGUGGCUAUUGCAAGGGAUGCUGUGCAUAGCAAGACGAUGACUGGGACAUCAGGGAGGACGCCCACACAGAUGAUCUCCAAAAGCAUCAUCCUCCAUAACACCAGGAUCACCACAGGAAAAACUAACACAGAGGAUAUUAGCUUUGUGCCAAAAAYCGUUUGGGGUGAACCGCCCACCACCAGCCAGCUGAUGWCAAACAUAGCGAGACGAAAGGGUCGCAUAACCCUGGAGGUGGACUUUGACGACUUGUUGAUCCCUUUCAGUCAGCGCUUCCAGAGAAGGAUCCUGGAGAUAACCAAGCCAAAGACCACACUGGAGGAAAGCCAGAGACAGAGACAAGUGUCCUAAUUAUGUUACUCUGCUUUUGUUGUCAUCAUCGUUGCCUUUUUAUUAUUAUUAUUUUUGACAGCUGAUAUGAAAAACGACAUUCAGCACAUGUCCAUCCCUGGGGCUGUGGGAUUUUUAUCAACAACUGAAUUACAUAUAAAGCCAUGCAGAUAAUGAGAAUGUGAGUAAUCAAGUGGAAAUAAAAGGUUCUUUCCUCYURUGGUUCUUUGUCUAAAACGAA
Molecule: messenger RNA, 2812 nt
Organism: Poecilia reticulata (guppy)
Lineage: Eukaryota; Metazoa; Chordata; Actinopteri; Cyprinodontiformes; Poeciliidae
Gene: ankef1a
Product: ankyrin repeat and EF-hand domain containing 1a
Molecular function (GO): protein binding
Source: RefSeq, a predicted model, not a curated record